CAGGAGGAGAAAGACUUGUGAGAAUGGCAGGAGAGGAUAAAAGGAGAGAUGAACAAACUGCUGGAGGAACAGAAGGAAAGCAAAACAGGAUGGAGCCCGAGGUUAACGAUCAACGAGUGGAGCGAGGUCAAAAGAAGCUUUGUGUGCUGCCCAAACGACUCCUGGUAAUGAUAUCUGUGGCUGUUGUGCUCAUCGUACUGCUGACUGUCAUCGUUGUAACUGCUGUGCUGCUCACUAGAACGUCAGCUCCUUCUUCUGCCUCGUUUUCUGGUGGAGACAUGCUGGAGUACUUGGUGCAGACGGGGAACAUCAGUGAACCGGACGGCCUUUUGGCUACGUGGUUUCACCGAGCCAACAGCAAGGACGACAUGUACGAAGCGCUUAUGGGUGACACCAUGAUCUUGGAAGCUGAUGUCACUCUCAUGGGUUAUGGAACCCCUGAUGAGAAGCCAGUCCCGAUCAUGGCACACCCUCCUGACAUAUAUAGUGACAACACUCUCGACGAAUGGUUAGAUGCCGUACUGGCCUCUGGAAAAGGCAUCAAGUUGGACUUUAAGGCUCUGGAAUCAGUGGGUUUGUCACUGGACCUGCUUAAACAAAAGGAAAGCAACAAAGGAAUAAACAGACCUGUGUGGCUGAAUGCAGACAUCCUCAGAGGCCCCAAUGUCCCAAGCUUUGUAGCUCCAGUCAAUGGAAGCAGAUUUUUGGAACUCAUUCAGGACAAGUUUCCAGAUGUGACUUUGUCUCCUGGAUGGAAGGUACUCUAUAUUCACCAGCUUACAAACGAAACCUACUCCAGAGCGAUGGUGGAAGAAAUGUAUAACAUGAUCAAAGAUGUACCUCAAAGGGUGACGUUCCCAGUCCAUGCCAUGUUGGUUCGCAGCGGCUGGCAGCACUUGAGCUGGCUCCUCAACCAGUCACCACGGUUCAGCCUGACUUUGUGGCAGGGUUCUGUUAACCCCAGCGUUAGCGACCUGCUGUUUGUCCGUGACAACACCCACCCAUGGCAAGUCUACUAUGACAUAUAUGAACCCACGCUGUCAGAAUUCAAGGAGGCUGUAGGUAAGAAGAAUAGCGUGAGGAGGUUCUACCCUGGAGGAGAUCUGAUGGAGUUUCUUCACCCAGGUUACAGCUCAGGCCUCAUGAACAGCCUGGCUGUGCCUUUGCUUCCCGCCACUGGUCGGGCCUCCCUGCUCCAUCAGCUUUCAGAUGGGGGCAGCGGGAUGCUGGUCGUUCGUGUGACCUCUGACAGCAGUCGACCUGGAGUCCUUCUGGUAGAAGGUUCUGGAAGGAGCUCAGAACCCCUCACACUGCAGGAUGUUAUUCAGACCCUUGGGCAGACUGCUGAUACCUCCUGGGGAGUUUACCUGAGGGUCCAUAGUCAGCAGCUUCUGGAGGCUUCUCUUAACCUGCUGCAGUCAGCCUACAGGGCUGAUGAGCUCUACAGGCCUGUGUGGAUCAGCAUGGAGGGCUUACAGAGCAGCGACAGCACAGCAGUCUUUGUGUCCACAGUCGAGCGCCUGUUUCCAUACGUCACUGUAGUCCUGGCUGAGCACAAAUGGCCUCCUCGGAUCCCAGCGGCGGUGUCACAGAGGGUGGCUCUACGCCUGAAUGCAGCAUCGCUGCCCACAGGACAGGAGCAGCUUCAUGCUUUACUGGGAAUGAUGGACAAAUACGACUUUAUAAUUGAGGUGGACACAAAGAAAGGUGCUGAAGCUGUCACCGUGGUGAAGGAGCUCAGUGCACGGUGUGCAGGGAGAGCGAACAGAAGCCUGUAUAUUCUACCUCAGCAACCCACAGUGAGCAGCAUCACAGAGCACGUGUGGGGCUGACAUGUUUAUAUGUGCUUUACUGUGCUGUGACACAGUCCUCGAUGCUUUUAUGUUCCAUUCAAAGUCACCACAGAGUCCUCAGUUUGUGUCUUAGUGUGACCAACAAAUACUGCUUAAGAUCAUUAUACUGUAUAUAAUAUAUAUGAUUCAAUGAUUAUUAUAAAAUUCAUAAUACAUUCUAUUAAAGAAACCGAGUCCAAUACCA
This is a messenger RNA of Oreochromis aureus, 2037 nucleotides long. RefSeq names its product family with sequence similarity 151 member A (gene fam151a). The coding region runs from base 24 to 1832 and encodes 602 amino acids. The transcript has 13 exons. The record is from RefSeq and is a predicted model, not a curated record. NCBI's taxonomy places the organism in Eukaryota, Metazoa, Chordata, Actinopteri, Cichliformes, Cichlidae.